AUGGAUUCACCAAAAUUAGAGACACUGGUGCAUCUUCUAGCUUCCUUUGCCUUUUUUAUAGUGCUUUUAUUCAUCAUUCCACGAGAAUCAGUUCCUGCUUAUGCCUCCACUCUAGAAGCACAAGCCCUUCUCAAAUGGAAAUCCAGCCUCCAAAACCAAACUCAAUCCACCUCUUCUCUAUUUACAUGGGCUUUCCCUCCUCAAAAUGCCACUGACUCCAACACGAUAGUGGCAAGCCCGUGUGGGUGGUAUGGCAUCUCGUGUAACCUUGCUGGGAGCGUGAUUGGAAUAAAUAUCCCUUGUUCGAACAUCAAAGGUACACUCAAUGAGUUCCCUUUCUCGUCUUUGUUGUGUCUCACCUAUAUAGACUUGCACCAAAAUGAACUCUUUGGCCAUAUUCCGCCUCAAGUCAGUCUUUUAACCAAUCUCACCCUCCUUGACCUCUCAGUCAAUCGACUAUCUGGGAUAAUACCACGGGAGAUUGGUGAGCUCAUGAAGCUUGAGGUGCUUCACCUUCACUUAAAUGAAUUGAAUGGCUCCAUCCCUGAUGAACUAGGUCAGUUAUGCUUGCUAAAUGAGCUUGCCUUGUAUUCAAAUCAUUUGGGUGGAUCUCUUCCUUCUUCCUUGGGUAACUUGAGUAGCCUCGCUAGGGUAUCCAUCUCUAAUAAUUCAUUUUCUGGUUCUAUUCCUCUUGAAAUGGGGAAUUUGACAAACUUGGAGGAGAUUUCCAUGGGUGGCAACUUAUUGAAGGAGCCAAUCCCUCCCACUUUUGGGAAAUUGAUGAAACUAACAGAAUUGCACAUAUUUCGUAAUAAACUUACUGGUUCCAUCCCAGUGGCACUUGGGAACUUGAAACUUCUUCGCCGACUCAACCUAUACCGCAAUAAUCUUACUGGUUCAAUCCCUUCAAUAUUAGGCAAUUUGACAGAGCUUACCCUUUUGUAUUUACUUGACAACGAUCUUUCUGGUAACAUUCCUGAUGAGUUAGGAAACCUCCAAGCUAUGAUCGAACUGAAGUUGAACCAUAAUCAGCUCACCGGUCCCAUUCCUCCUUCUUUGGGCACAUUGCCACGAUCCCUUGUCAAUUGCAAAAGUCUGGAAGUUUUAGAUUUCAGCAACAAUAAGAUCAGGGAUAAUUUCCCAGCAUGGCUUGGAACACUACCUAAGUUAAAAGUUCUUAUUCUAAGGGCCAACAAUUUUAAUGGUUGUUUGGAUCUUCCAAGGGUAGCUUAUCCCUUUCCCAAGUUGCAGAUUUUGGACCUUUCGGACAACAACUUCACUGGUCCUUUACCAGCCAAUUUGAUAGUGAAACUUCAAGGGAUGAUGAGUAUACUAACUGGGCAAGAGCCACAAAACAAAUCAUUGUACAUGAGGUAUCAGACUGGUAUCUCGAACUAUGAGGAUUCUGUGAAAGUGACCAUGAAAGGAAAUGAGAUUCGGCUACAAAGGAUCUUGACCAUCUUCAUAACCUUCGACUUAUCUCUCAACUCUUUGGAAGGAAACAUCCCAGAUGUUAUUGGACAUCUUCAUUUUCUCGUGGGGCUUAACCUUUCCCACAACCACCUCACAGGUUCCAUUCCUCCAACCCUUGCAGACUUGACUAAUCUUGAAUGGUUAGAUUUAUCUACAAACAAGCUUAGUGGGAUGAUUCCUAGAGAAUUGGGUGAUUUGACAUUUCUCGGGUAUUUGAACCUCUCAGAAAACCAACUCACGGGCCGCAUACCUCAAGACAAACAAUUGAGCACAUUCACGAGCGACUCAUAUCGUGGAAAUCUCGGCCUAUAUGGAACCCCAUUACAAAACUCAAGCCAUGAUUAUACUCAACCUCCUCCAGCACCACCAUCUUUCUCCCAAAAGGACAAUACAAAAGAGGAUGCGAGUUGGUUUAAUUGGAAAGUAGUGGGAAUGGGCUAUGCAUCCGGGAUCGUGAUUGGAAUUUCCAUAGCCUACAUUUCAUGGGAAAUUGGAAGACCCAAAUGGCUUGUGAGAAAAAUAAGAGAGAUGGAGAGAAGAGGAGCCAAAUGGAUGAAGAAGUCAAAGUAG
This is a messenger RNA of Eucalyptus grandis, 2043 nucleotides long. Its product is annotated as receptor-like protein 43. The record is from RefSeq and is a predicted model, not a curated record. The transcript has 2 exons. The coding region runs from base 1 to 2043 and encodes 680 amino acids. Gene Ontology annotation, molecular function: protein binding. Lineage: Eukaryota; Viridiplantae; Streptophyta; Magnoliopsida; Myrtales; Myrtaceae.